Messenger RNA from Eublepharis macularius, 1579 nucleotides. It is a transcript of the gene BRIX1, whose product is annotated as biogenesis of ribosomes BRX1. The transcript is spliced from 10 exons. Lineage: Eukaryota; Metazoa; Chordata; Lepidosauria; Squamata; Eublepharidae. The coding region runs from base 25 to 1092 and encodes 355 amino acids. Gene Ontology annotation, cellular component: nucleolus. Gene Ontology annotation, molecular function: rRNA binding. The record is from RefSeq and is a predicted model, not a curated record. Gene Ontology annotation, biological process: ribosomal large subunit assembly; rRNA processing.
UGUUGCCGGUGUCGUGCGCGCAAGAUGGCGGCGGCCAAGAGGCAGCGUGGAGCCGGGCCGGGCCCCAAGAAGAAACGCGCCAAGAGGGAUACGAGGGCGGGGGAAGGGAAAGAGCCGUCUUCGGCAGCCGAGGCGGGGUCUGAGGAGCACCGCGUUCCGCCGCCUGUCUCGCAGGGCAAAUGGAAGAACAAAGAGAGAGUGCUCAUUUUUUCUUCCAGAGGAAUAAAUUUUAGGACCAGACAUCUAAUGAAGGACUUGCGAACACUGAUGCCCCAUUCUAAAGCAGACACCAAAAUGGACAGGAAGGACAAACUUUUUGUAAUCAACGAGGUCUGUGAAAUAAAAAAUUGCAACAAAUGCAUAUUUUUUGAAGCAAAGAAGAAACAGGAUCUUUACAUGUGGGUUUCUAAUACACCUCAUGGUCCAUCAGCCAAGUUUUUAGUACAGAAUAUUCACACACUGGCAGAGCUGAAGAUGACUGGCAACUGCCUGAGAGGUUCCCGCCCCCUUCUGUCUUUUGAUUCAGCUUUUGACCAGCAGCCACAUUAUGCGUUGCUGAAAGAGUUGUUUAUUCAGAUUUUUAGUACACCACAGUAUCAUCCCAAAAGCCAGCCGUUUGUAGAUCAUGUUUUCACGUUCUCCAUAACAGACCACAGGAUUUGGUUUCGGAAUUAUCAGAUCACAGAAGAAGAUGCAACUCUUGUUGAGAUUGGACCUCGCUUUGUCUUAAAUCUUAUCAAGAUGUUUCGGGGCAGCUUUGGGGGACAAACCUUGUAUGAAAAUCCCCACUACCAGUCUCCAAAUAUGCAUCGGCGGGAAGUAAGACUGGCCACAGCUGCUAAAUUCAGAGAGAAACAGCAGAUGAAAAAUCUGCAAAAAUUGAAAAGAAAGGAAGAGAAGCCCCUCAUUCCUGAAGAUCCCACUGAAGCAGUUUUUGAAACGCCAGCAGAAGAAAAGCCCGUGGAAAUUCAGUUUGUGAGACCAGAACCAAAACCUAGCUUGAAGAAGAAGCAGCACAAACCAUAUCAACGACAGAGGAAGCUGAAGGCCAAGCUUUGUAGAACAAGCAUAGGCCAUUCAAAGGAAAAAUAAAUCAGGACUGGAUAAAUCAGACAUGUUUGCUACAUUUUUGUGGCUAAUUUGAGUAUCGUAACUUUUAAAAGACUCUAUAUCCAUGUCAUCAGUUUUGAAAUUUUUUAAAAGAAAGGAUGUUUUCUAAAAAACAUUUGGUUUUUUUAGUAAAAUGUGUUAAGGGUCCUAAAAUUAUUUUUGUGGACUAUUAAAAAAGCAUCAAUUCAUUGUGCCAAGAACCAAAUCACAGUUCCAUAACUCUUUUAAAAAUUAAAAACAUUUAGACUAAACUCUAGCAACAUGGCAUGAUGGUAAGAGUAUUCCCACUCUGAGUGAUUUAUAAAUCAUUGGAACGGAUUUUUUUGUGUGCGGAACAAAAAAUCCACCUCAAACGAUUGAUAAAGUGCAUUGAAAGUGCAUUGUCCAACGUGUGCGGAAUCAGCCUCUGUCAACUACAUCUGCAAUUUUAAUGAUCAGACGCACAUAAAUUGAAUUUCCUGGCUCUGAA